Asterias rubens (European starfish) is the source of this 2069-nucleotide messenger RNA. RefSeq names its product isobutyryl-CoA dehydrogenase, mitochondrial-like. NCBI's taxonomy places the organism in Eukaryota, Metazoa, Echinodermata, Asteroidea, Forcipulatida, Asteriidae. The transcript is spliced from 10 exons. The record is from RefSeq and is a predicted model, not a curated record. Gene Ontology annotation, molecular function: acyl-CoA dehydrogenase activity; flavin adenine dinucleotide binding. The coding region runs from base 45 to 1310 and encodes 421 amino acids. Gene Ontology annotation, biological process: lipid metabolic process.
UUGAAGACUUCUGCUUCGAUUUGUCUGUCACUAUUUUAUUUACGAUGGCGUUUUGUAGUCGACUGAGAAUGUCAUUUCGAGAUUUUCCAAGGAAAUCGUGGAUCUCAAACCGAUUGCUACAACUGCAUAAAACGUCACCGCGUGUACAAAAACGGUGCAUCAGUAUUGAUCCUUCAACGGGUCUAACAGAGGAACAAAAAAGCUUUCAGUCAGUAGCUUUAGACUUUGCAAAGCAAGAGAUGGCACCAUUCAUGAGACAAUGGGACGAAGAAGAGAUAUUUCCCGUUGAUGUUCUCCGUAAAGCUGGAAGUCUUGGAUUUGGAGGUAUUGUAGUUGGGGAAGAUGUUGGAGGGUCUGGGCUGACGAGGCUUGACUCCUCUGUUAUCUUUGAGGCGCUGGCUCAGGGAUGUGUGAGCACCACAGCAUACAUCACUAUUCACAACAUGUGUUGUUGGAUGAUCGAUGAGUACGGGAACGAGGACCAAAGGCAGUCUGUCCUGCCGUCGCUGUGCUCUAUGGAGAAGUUUGCAUCAUAUUGUCUGACGGAACCAGGAAGUGGUAGUGAUGCAGUCUCACUUUCCACAUCAGCACGACGAGAUGGAGAUCAUUACAUUCUUAACGGGUCAAAGGCUUUUAUCAGUGGUGGAGGCGACACUGAUGUAUAUGUCAUGAUGGUCAGGACAGGAGAGCCAGGACCAAAAGGCAUCUCAUGUGUCAUGAUUGAGAAAGGAUCACCCGGUCUUAGCUUUGGCAAGAAAGAGAAAAAAAUGGGUUGGAAUUCCCAGCCAACUAGGAUGGUGAUCUGUGAAGACUGCAGGAUACCAGUUACAAAUCGACUAGGUAUAGAAGGCCAGGGGUUUCAGAUCGCCAUGAAAGGUCUGAACGGAGGACGAUUAAGUGUAUCAUCCUGCUCGCUAGGUGCUGCCCAGGCUAGUAUAGAGGCUGCUAAAGACCACCUCAAAGUCAGAAAACAAUUUGGCAAGACUCUCGAUCAAUUCCAGUUUUUGCAAUUUCGAUUGGCUGAGAUGGCUACUGAGCUAGUGGCAUCCCGACUCAUGGUGCGUAAUGCUGCGAGGGCGCUGCAAGAUAAUUCACCUGAUGCGGUGGCGUUGUGUGCUAUGGCUAAGCUUCUAGCAACGCAGAAAUGCUCCUGGAUUUGCAAUGAGGCACUCCAGAUGUUUGGAGGAUAUGGUUUUUUAAAAGACUACCCAGUCCAGCAAUAUGUCAGAGACAUCAGGGUCCAUGAGAUUUUAGAAGGUACCAGUGAAGUUAUGCGUUUGCUUAUAUCCAGAGAUCUGUUACAAGACUGAGAGACAUUUAUCAUCAUUCUCAAAAACAAAACUUUCUGCUGUACUUGGAUUACCUACAAAAGAACAAUUUGGCAUUUUUUAGUACUGGGAUACAAGUCGAGCUGAGUUCAGAUUUGGAUAUUCUGAAUGUAGAGCCGAAGUAGAAGAGAGACGACAAUGAGGAAGUUUUAGUUUUAGGUGUGGGAGGAAAAACCCCUCAACCCCUCAGCACCCCACCCCCAACUAAAGGGCCCCCGUACACUCUGCAUCAACUACAAUGCAUGGUAUACUGUUUUGGUGCAUGGCUUGUUAACGGACAGUGUGAUACGAGGGCAAGGAAACCAAACAAGCCAGUGAAGAUGAGAUGGAGGAUUUUUUUUACAAGAGUAUUUACGAAAUAUAUUUUAAAACCCAUAGAUAUGCAGCUUUAAAAAGUAUUUAUUAUUCUGUUUCAUCAGCUUGGAAUCAGCAUUUAACAACAAGAUCAUUUAACGCAAUAAAUUAACAAACUCGCUGUUUUAUGGUUUGUUUGUGGUGCAACUGUGGUUUCUAAGAAAGUUUGAGUAACAAUGCAAAACCAAAUCUUCCCAGUUAUUUUAUGGUGAUCUGUAUCAAAACAAGUUUUCUUUUUCAUCUAUAAAGAGUUUAUUUUGUUUGACCAAAAAAAUGACCACCCAAGUUGUUGGUGUAUAAUUAGAAGAUGUGAAAUGCUUAUUAAAACCACUGCAAAUGUAUUAAUUACACCUCAUUGAGUAUAAGAGUCUUGUUUUCAAUAAAUGU